UUUUUGCAGUUGGUAUUUACAGACCUGUUGUCGGCAUUAUCGAUAACUGUGCGCACGUUUUGCUUAAAUAAAUGAAAAAGAAAUUAAUAACAAAAGCUAAAGCGCUGCCCCAGCGUGAUGAUAGCGAUGAGGAAAUCAACGAGCAGUCCGCUGAUGAAAGUGCAAGUGCUGAUGAGCCGAUGGAGCCCAUGGACGACGAUGAAAUGGACUUGGCCAACUUUAAGUCUAGCGAACCAACAACAAAACCUGUAAAAAAGCGCAAAAAGGGCAUUAUUUAUAUAUCCAACAUACCAAAGCAUAUGAAUGUUACACGUUUGCGGGAAAUACUUGGUGAAUUUGGUAAAAUUGGACGUGUUUAUCUGCAGCCGGAGAAGAAACUUGGUGAUAAAAACAAAAAGAAAAACAAGCGCAAACGUUAUAAUAUACACUUUACUGAGGGCUGGGUGGAAUUUGAGUCAAAGCGCGUGGCUAAACAAAUUGUCCCGCUGUUAAACAAUAAACAAAUUUCCUCGCGCAAGAAAUCCCAGUUCUAUGAUUCGCUCUGGAGCAUGAAGUACUUGCCACGCUUCAAAUGGGUCCAUCUAACGGAACGCAUGAACUACGAGCAGGCUGUGCAUAAGCAGCGUCUGCAGACAGAAGUUUCCCAGGCGCGCAAGGAAACGACAUUCUUCCAGAAUAAUUUGGAUAAGAGCGAGCAUUUGAAAAAGUUGGCGAAAAGGGCCAAAAAGCAAAAGCAGGAGACGUAGCGCUUGUAGGUGCUUACAUAUUUUACUUAAAAUACGUGUAUAUGUAGUUAAAGAAAUAUAUUUUUAAAAAAGAAA
Molecule: messenger RNA, 821 nt
Organism: Drosophila busckii
Lineage: Eukaryota; Metazoa; Arthropoda; Insecta; Diptera; Drosophilidae
Product: pre-rRNA-processing protein esf2
Exons: 2
Coding region: 72-746 (224 amino acids)
Biological process (GO): endonucleolytic cleavage in ITS1 to separate SSU-rRNA from 5.8S rRNA and LSU-rRNA from tricistronic rRNA transcript (SSU-rRNA, 5.8S rRNA, LSU-rRNA); endonucleolytic cleavage to generate mature 5'-end of SSU-rRNA from (SSU-rRNA, 5.8S rRNA, LSU-rRNA); endonucleolytic cleavage in 5'-ETS of tricistronic rRNA transcript (SSU-rRNA, 5.8S rRNA, LSU-rRNA)
Cellular component (GO): nucleolus
Molecular function (GO): RNA binding
Source: RefSeq, a predicted model, not a curated record